Messenger RNA from Etheostoma cragini (Arkansas darter), 4313 nucleotides. RefSeq names its product F-box and leucine-rich repeat protein 17 (gene fbxl17). Gene Ontology annotation, biological process: SCF-dependent proteasomal ubiquitin-dependent protein catabolic process. The record is from RefSeq and is a predicted model, not a curated record. The coding region runs from base 287 to 2260 and encodes 657 amino acids. The transcript has 11 exons. Lineage: Eukaryota; Metazoa; Chordata; Actinopteri; Perciformes; Percidae. Gene Ontology annotation, molecular function: protein binding. Gene Ontology annotation, cellular component: SCF ubiquitin ligase complex.
UUCAUCCAGCCACCAUGGCGAAUUACGAAUCGCCCUCCUCGGCUUCCUUCCCGCUGCUCUCUUGGUGCGGAAGUGCUGUCCUCCAGAGCAGCAGCAGCCAGCAGAGCCAGAGCUGCCACUGUUUGGAUAAACACUACGCUAGUUCAGUAGCAGGUUUUCUCGCCUCCGCGCCUCUCAGUCCGGGACUUGUCAGCACACAUCUUGACCGUACAGCAUAGCAGUAUUAUGCGAGUACCGUCCGGUGUGUGGGAGCACCGUGUGAAGUGAGUUUCCUUGAAUCAUAUAUAUGGGCCAUCUUCUCUCGAAAAAUGGUUACCGCCUGAAGGAGAGGACACACAAGUUGCAUCAUAGGAAGAAGAAGAAGAGGAACUGUUUCCUGCAGCUGCCUUGCAUGCUCUGCUUCAUUGUCCACAGCAGCGGUCUUGACGACGACAGCGACAAUUUGGAGGCCGGUGUCAACGGCCGUGUGUGCCGUCACAACAGCGUCACAGGCAUCAGUGUCCCCGGUGUGGGUGGAGUUGGCAUUGGAGCAGCAGCUGCCUCGAAGCUCGCCGAGCGAUACGCAACACUCGCUUCUCCCGAGGAUUGCUCUAAGUUCCUGUUGUCAACACAGGAGCUGGCUGUCUGGGAGGGCCAAGGGAGGAGCCUUUUAUCAGCUGCUCCUGCCAAACUGAUUCCACCGCCCGCGCUGUUCCGAACCGCUGGGGUAUCUGUGACCGUGCCCAUACCUGUACUUGUGCCUGGCUGCACCAACGACUACACUGAGAUGGUGUGUAAGAGGAAGUGCUCAGAGGUGCAGAGGUGCACCCCCUGUAAGCAGCCCCGCUGCGCCUUCGCUGCCCCUGACGAAGUGCUGGAGAACGGGGGAGUGGGAGGAGGAGGGGGAGAGGCUGCCUCGAACUCUGGAACUGGCCACUGCCACCUUCCCCUCUGUCCACUUCCCUCCUCCUCCGCUUCUUCUUCCUCUGCCUCCUCCUCUUCCUCCUCCCCUGCUGACGGCUGCUGUGGGUUGGGUCUUCAUGCUGAUUUGCCCCACAGUUCAGACUCAUCCCCCUGCUGCCUGCAUCAUUAUGAAGACUGCCAGCCACGAAGUUCUGACGCUGCCGAUCUCUCAAGUAUCAACCACCUGCCUUCCUCCAUCCUUCUUAAGGUGCUCUCCCACCUGACAGUGAAGGAGCGUUGUCUGUGUGCCUCUCUGGUGUGUAAGUACUGGAGGGACCUCUGCUUGGACUUCCAAUUCUGGAAGCAAAUCGACCUCAGUGGCCUACAACAAGUAAAUGAUGAUCUCCUGGUGAAAAUAGCCUCUCGGAGACAGAAUGUGAUGGAGAUUAACAUCUCGGAUUGCAGAGGCGUCCACGACCAUGGUGUGUCCUCCCUGGCCGCACACUGUCCAGGCCUGCAGAAGUACACGGCAUACCGCUGCAAGCAGCUGGGUGACACGUCCCUCUCGGCCUUGGCUUUACACUGCCCUCUGCUGGUGAAGGUGCAUGUUGGCAACCAGGACAAACUGACCGACGAAGCUCUAAAAAAGAUGGGAGAGCACUGCAGUGAGAUGAAAGACAUCCACUUGGGUCAGUGCUACAGUAUCACAGAUGAAGGCAUGGUGGCCUUGGCUAGAGGAUGCCCCAAACUGCAGAGACUCUACUUGCAAGAGAACAAACUGGUCACCGAUCGGUCCGUGCGAGCGGUUGCAGAGCAUUGUCCCGAGCUGCAGUUUGUUGGCUUCAUGGGAUGCCCGGUGACCUCUCAGGGAGUCAUCCAUCUCACUGCGCUCCGGAACCUGAGUGUCCUUGACCUGCGGCACAUCUCGGAGCUCAACAACGAGACGGUGAUGGAGGUGGUGAGGAAAUGUCGCAACCUCAGUUCCCUCAACCUCUGCCUCAACUGGAGCAUCAACGACAGGUGCGUGGAAAUCAUCGCCAAGGAGGGAAGAAGUCUGAAGGAGCUCUAUCUUGUGUCUUGUAAAAUCACAGACCACGCUCUGAUAGCCAUAGGCCAGUACAGCAGUACCAUAGAGACUGUGGAUGCCGGCUGGUGUAAGGACAUCACAGACCAGGGAGCCACACAAAUUGCUCAGAGCAGCAAGUCUCUCCGCUACCUGGGCCUCAUGAGAUGUGACAAGGUGAACGAGGAGACCGUGGAGAGGCUGGUGGUCCAGUACCCCCACAUUGUUUUCAGCACGGUGAUGCAGGAUUGCAAGAGAACCCUGGAGAGAGCUUAUCAGAUGGGCUGGAGCCCCAACACAUCGAACACUUCGUAGCUACUGCUGGAUCGCACACACAAACACACACACUUAGCUACAUAGAGGCCCUUUUUGUGUACAGACACACAUACACAGUAUUUGCAGCUCAGUCAUGUUUGCCUAUCAUCCGCUGUUCAAACAUGCAUGUGAACAUGUAGCUACACACUCAAAGACGAAGGUGUAGUUCAUCAACUGUUUCAUUUGAAGGCAGACUGUCAUUUUAAUAAUUUAAAGUAAGCAAAUGAUGGGCUUCUUUGUAUUUUAAAGUUAAUUGAGACAUCAUACUUCUACCAAUCAUUGACUGAAAUGUCCACAUCAUCAUUGUCAAUAAGCCAGAUUCCAUCCAACAAUAUAUUGAACCAUCAGAACCUUGAGUGACUAGCUUGUUUUGGUGCUAAACAGUGCACCAAUAAGUUUAAUUUGAUAUCUACUUUAAGUGAGUGUUACUCAGUUCAUAGAGUAUUAAGCCUCAUACCUUUUGAACUGUCAGUUAUCACUUUGGGUGGAGUGAAGGUAAAGAUGCAUGAGGAGAAGAUGCACGGGAAAAAGAUCCAGCAAACGGAUCAUUAAAUCAAAGACAUUCAGGGAUGGUUAGACAACAAUUAUUUUAACGAGUAUAGAUUAAAAAAAGGUUUGUCACCCCGACCGGAGCCAAUGUCCCUGAGCACUGCACCCAUGGCGACUCUCUACAUCUGCUUCCUGUGUUAACUCCCUUCAAACUGAACCCUUCUGCUGCGGCGAGAUCGCCCCAGCCACAGCAGAGACUUGGACAUCAGGAAGCAGCCUCCCACUACUUCAGACCGGAAGACAACUGAACUGACAGAACUUCAGACCUCAUUGAGGCAUUUUGACAAAUUUGUGAUGUUUAUUUUGUCCGAUGAGAUGAUUUUCCUUUCUCCCGUGGAUGUUCAGUACAGUGUUAAAGGCGUUUGUGGACACGUCUUGAGAUGUUCGACGAGGCUCCAUUUGAAGGACGGAGCUCCUCGCUGUGACUCAAUAUGCACAUUACCGUGGUACAGAAGAAAGACUCAAAGCCCUGGAAAAUGUAUGGCUAGAAAACAGCAUUGGCUAUUUCUCAAAAGCUGCAUGUUUUUCACGGAGAUCCUCUCCAUACUUUUUUCCAGCCACAGAAAUAUUAUCUACAGAUGACUAAUCAGCCUCUGUAUGACUUGGGAACGAUGCUGUUUUUUAAUGCCAUGCUUAAAAUUAGGGUUAACUGAGCAUCACCUUGAGUCAGUACAGAAAGAAGUGCUUGAAAUAGAAGUUGCCUUUACUUAAAAUUUCUGGGUCAUGUUAUCAGACUAUUAACCACAACCAGCGCGAUGACAGGUAAGAGGAAAGGUUGCCUUAAGUGGUUAGUAGGUAAUUGCCAUCCAAUUAGCGAGCUGAAAUCGACCCAGAAUUUACUGAAGAAAUGUUUAUCGUAGUUUUUCUGAUACCAUUUUCCCAUUAUUUGAUCCAAUAUAUACUGUACAUAUAAAUAACUACUGUGUGGGAUUUACCUAGUCUAUUAUUGGUUUUGAGCAUAUACUUGUAACAUGAACUAUGUAGCAAUGCAAUGAGGGAGUUAUCUUUCUUAGUGGGGAAGGAUGUAGAGAGAAAACUGGCCUGGUUUAUAACCAGGGCCAGUGGAAGUUGGUUGGAGAGUUUUAUUUUUUUUUUUUUUAUUCUAUUCUAUAGAAAAUAAGUAGUGUACAGUUAAUAAUGCAAACAACCAGGGUAUUUUUCUAUGGUGGGAAUUAGCUCUAGGCUCAGCCUCCACACACUGUCACUCAGACAUGAUCAAUAGCUUACUGGGCUUAGGGUUCGAGUAGAACUGUAUACUUUCUACAGCAUAUAGAGAUUUCAGACAAUUAAAAACACCUUCAUUUUUCCCUUUUCAGAGUUUGUAGACUUUAACUGAAGGACACUUUCUCCCUCGGCCUGUUUUUGUUCGGUUUCUGUUCAUUUGUUAUCCCGAUAUGCACUUUCUUCUCUGCUAGAUGUUGAUACACAUGAUUCCCUGAUUUGUUAAGGUAACAGUAAAUGACUGGAUUAACAUGAAGAUGAAUAAAACACUACUUCAAGCUUU